AUGCCGUUAACUAACCAUUUUACCGGUUCGUCGCUGCUGGAAGAUGAGGCGGUGGUGCUGAAGGACUACGUCGUUGGCCAGCGUCUUGGCGAAGGCAGCUACGGUUCCGUCUACCUCGCGACAUAUAUCCCGUCUGGCGUGCGCUUCGCACUGAAGAUCCUGCAGAAUGACUGCUUCAUUGGCCGUGAGUCGAAGAUUAUACAGGAAGCAACUGUCAUGCAAUCUCUCGAGCAUCCACAUGUGGUGAAGAUGUACAAAUUCCUGCAGAGCACCUCGUCCUUUUACUUUGUAUUGGAGUUGGCGGAGAAGGGCGAGUUGUUUGACCUUGUCAUCUCCGAAAAUUACUUUUUGGAGGUGAAUGCCCGACGGUAUUUUCAGCAACUUAUCUCUGCCAUUGAUUAUUGCCACAGUAAAGGUGUGGCUCAUGGGGACCUGAAGGCAGAGAACCUUCUGCUCGGGGAGAAUAACAAUUUGCUUGUAUGUGACUUUGGAUUUUCCAGCAGACCGCAACUUGUGGGGUUUGAUGACGAUGAUAAAAGUGAUAAUUCGGAGAUACUGCAACCCAUUGGAACGCUGCACUACACCUCCCCUGAGAUGGCCCUACGGCAAAAGACUCCUGCCUCACGAGAUCCCUUUCUGCAGGAUUUAUGGAGUGCGGGGAUCAUUCUGUUUUUUAUGCUCACUGGCCGUUUGCCGUUUGACGGCCGUGACGAUGAGGAGACAUUGCAUCUUAUUCAAACUGGGGAAUUUAGCUUUGAGGAGGAGGAGCAAAAGCGUCUCUCGGAGAGUGCCAAGUCCAUUUUGGUACGGAUGCUGGCACUCGAGCCAACCGAUCGCCCGACGCUGCAGCAAAUCAUUGAGGAUGAGUGGUUUGGGGAAAAUUUGGAUGCUGCCCUUUUUCCUCACCGCCAUUCCCUGAAGCGGUCGUCGGUCUUCCUUGACUUCUCCACUCAACAUCACGUGACCCCGGAGGAGGAGGCCGUAUUGGAGGUCGCUUUUCGCAAAAUAGACAUUGAUGGUUACGGAAGGAUCACGAGGGAUGAAGUUCGGGAUAUGCUUGCGACGUUGCGUGGAGAGAGGGUAGGGGCGGAGGACGUCUCGGAGCUUAUCCAACUUUUCACCGGCAAUGCGGGUAGUGCAUUCAUCACAUACAAGCAGUUUCGUGACACGUGGGUGAAAAAGGAUCUUGCCCACCGCCCCUUCCGGCGUCGGAAUGAUUUUCAGUUGUCAAAAAUUAUAGGCACACAGAUGGAUAUGGUGGAACGGGAGGUGGUACGACAGCUGCGGCUGGCAUUCGACAGCGUGGAUGACCUUCACACCGGCGCCAUCAGUGUGGAUCAGUGGAAGCGACUUUUUAAACGCUGUGAGAUUAAAGUGACGGAGGAGGAGAUAUAUAGUCUUAUGCGCUUCUUUGAUGAACGGGAUCCGUCUUCUGGAAAUGAGAUUACAUUUGAUAAAUUUCUCAUGGGUGUUGUUAAGCGGGAAAUGCUUGUACGACACCCGAUGGGACCAAAACUUGCGGCCGCCACAAAUUUGGCAGCAUUGCUGCAAUCGCGUAAAGUUUCCGAAUGCGUGAAUCAUGGAUUUUUUGUUGUUGGAUUACAAAACGCCGUUGUAGAAAAGUUAAAAAACUGUCGAGAACGCCUUAUGUUCAUGUACAAUGAUGACAUUGCGUCUGAUACGGAGAAUGUAUACUCCUUUCGAUAUCUUGGCUCCGCCGCGUUGCUCGCCGGUACCACAAUGGAGAGUGCAGGGCCAAUGUUGGCAUCUUCCUCCGGCCCGCCGUCCGCGGCGCUGGGAUUAUGUACUUCGGGGGACUUUGCUCUGAGCUCUUCCUUGGGCCGUGGCUUUGGUCAAUCCUCGGUGUCGGAGUCGUUGCUUAACAAUCAUAGCAUCAGUCUCAACAAUGGGACGUUGAAGGGUAAUGAGUUGUUAAAACAUACCAUGAGUUCCUCCACACAGGCGGCGGUUUCACAGACGCAUCGAGCUCUUGCGUUUGGUGGCACAGGUGCUGUAAAUCAGGUGAAUGGUGUUUGCGAUGUAGAUGUUAUAUUGGCACCAGCGAGUUUGGGUUACACACUUGUGCGCUUUCGUCGUAUUUACGGCAAAACACGUGAUUUUCAUGAGGCGGUGGCAUUUAUUUCUAGCUUACUGGAGGUGGAAAGACAGCAGGCAAUGGAAGAUACACUACCGCGCGGAGAAAGCGAACUGCUAUGA
Trypanosoma cruzi is the source of this 2217-nucleotide messenger RNA. Its product is annotated as protein kinase, putative. Lineage: Eukaryota; Euglenozoa; Kinetoplastea; Trypanosomatida; Trypanosomatidae. The transcript has a single exon. Gene Ontology annotation, biological process: protein phosphorylation. Gene Ontology annotation, molecular function: ATP binding; calcium ion binding; protein kinase activity. The record is from RefSeq and is a predicted model, not a curated record. Bases 1 to 2217 code for a protein of 738 amino acids.